This is a messenger RNA of Paramecium sonneborni, 2952 nucleotides long. The record is from the annotation of a GenBank genome assembly. Lineage: Eukaryota; Ciliophora; Oligohymenophorea; Peniculida; Parameciidae.
AUGUUCGUUUCACAAUCCAAAGUUUUAGAAUGUAAGUUAAUUAUGAUAUACUUAGAAUGUUUAUUAGACAUAACCAAACAAGUCUUAGGGGAAUAAAUAGAUAGAGAAAAUAGGGGAGCUGUACUUAAUCGAAUAAAGGAAAUCACUUUAGAAACAUUCUAAAAACAUUACUCAGAAGAGAUACUCUUAUUACAAUAAGAAUUACGUUAAUAGAAUUAGAUUAAUGAUCGUAUCAAAAGAGAAUAUUAAGAUAGGGAACAAUAAUUAAUGAUUGAUUUAGAACAUAAAUUGCAUGAAUAAUAAAUUACAUAGGUUUAAGAAAUCAAGAGUCUCUAACAAUUAUGUGAUGAAUAAACUGAUUUAAACAAUAAAUAACAAUAAAGUAUUGAAAAACUCAAUAAACAAAUCAAAGAGUCUCAUCUCACUAAUUAACAACUAACUUUAGAACUUUAACAACUUAAGGAUACUCAUUAGACUAUUGAUAUGCAAUCAAGAUAUAUUUCUUAGGAAGGAUAGGAAUAUAAAUCUAAAGCAGAAUAAUAUCAAUCUGCUUAUACUCUGCUUGAAUAGUAAUUCAAAACUUAUAAAUAAGAAUCUGAUAAAUAGUUAAAAGAUUAUUAAAGAAGAUUAUAAACAGUUACUGAUCAAAAUAUCUUUCAAGAAACUGAACUCUCCAAUCUUAAGGUAGAAAAUGAAUAACUCAAGAUUAAGAAAUAAUAAGAAUCUUAAAAAUAGAAGGAAGCUUUAGAAUAAUUAAAAGAAAAAAGUUAAAAUAAAAUUAAGGAAUACAAACUUAAAGUAAAAGAUCUAUAAAAUAAAGACUAAUACAUAAUUGAACUUUAAGAGUAAGUCAAAGAAUUAGAAUAAUAAAUUGAAUUUCAUACAACUCAACAUAGAUAAGCCAUCAAGAUGUUGGAAUAGCAAUACAAAAAAUAAUAUACUAGAUUGGAGGAAGGUUUAGAAUAAGAAAAAUCAGAUUUAUAAUAACAUCUUACAACAAGUUUUCAAUCUACUAUCUCCGAAAAAGAUAAGGAUAUUAUUGGGUUAACUUAAGACAUUAAACAAUUAAAAAUUUAAUUAUAAAAUGAAUAAGAAUAAAAAUUAAAGAAUAAUUCAAAAUAUGAAGAAAUUAUUCAAACCUUAAAAAAAUAAUUAGAAGAAUAAUAAAAUUAAAUUGAUGAAUCUCUUUAAAAAAAUAAAAUACUUGAAUAAGAAAAUAAUAGAAAAGAUUAAAAUCUUAAAUUAUUAUUAGCUGAUGUUGAUGAUUUGAAAUAAUUUUCAGAGUAAACCUUAAAUACUUUAAAAGAGAAUCAAGAUUACAUGAGUGAAAUUGAAAGAGAAAAAUAAUAAUAACAAGAAAUCAUUCUCUCUAUUCAACAUUAAUUAGAAAUUGAAAUUUAAGGAUCAUUCUCAUAUUAAAGAUUAGGAUAAGAAUUAGAACAAAGAUGUAAAUUAUAUAAAGAAGAACAUUGUUAAAUAUUAGAGGAAUAAUUAAAAAAAGAAGCUUAAUAUUAAUAAGAUAUUCAAUUCAAAGAAAACAAAUUUAAGCAAGAAAUAGAUAAUUUAAAUAAGGAACAUUAAUUAAUGGUAGAAAAUUUUGAAAAUUAAUUGAAAAAAAUGAAGUUAGAAAGUAAGUUACAAAAUGAAGAAUAAAUAAGAGCUUAUAAUUAAAUACAAAAGGAAUUAUUCUAGAAAGUGUAGUAAUAUGAAAAUUUGGAAAAACAAAACAAUAAUUUAAUAAAUGAAUUAGAGUAAUACAUAUCAUAAUAUACUCAUAAUUUGCAAUAAUUAGAAGAAUAAAAAAUAAAAGAGAAGAAUUUAAUUGAAAGCUUAAACAAAAAUUAAAAUUUGUGGAAUACUGAGAAACAUUAAUUAGUAUUACAAAUAGAUGAAUUAUAAUUUAAAUAUAGAUCUAUGAAAUAAAAGAUUCAAAGAUUAUUUAUUAAGUAGAAAGAAUAAUUUAAUUUAUAACUAAUUGAGACAAAAUCAGUGAUUUUAAAUAAAGUAAAGAACUAUGAUUCUGAGAAUAGAUAAUUAUUAUAGAGUACAGUUAAGAAAUUCAAUUAUGUAUAUAAUUUAAAUAUUUUAGUUAAUUGAUUAAAGGGUAUAAUAAGAAAAGAGAGAGAAUGAAUUUUCAGUGAUAGAAUUAUAAAAAGAGAUGGAAAGAAAGAUUGAACAAUUAAAGAGAUAAUAUAAAUAGAAUGAAUAAUUAAUACAAGAAGAAGCUCAAAUUAAAUUUAAAUAGAAAUUGUCAUAAAUUUAAUAGCAUGAUUAAUCAAUUGAUGAUUUAAAAAAUUAGUUGAAUUAUUAUAUUCAUGAGAAUGAACAUUUAUCAUAGAAAGUUUAAGUGUUAGAUUAACUUAAUAGAGAAUAAUAGAAAAAAGCAGAAUAUGAAUAAAGAUAACUCCAUUAGACAAUAAAAGAAUUAGAGGAUGAAUUGUAAAUUAAUUUACUAUUAUCAUAUAGAAAUUAAAUUUAAUAAUCUGCUGAUUACACUAUGAAGGAAAGAUAGUUCCUUGAAUAAAGAUACAAUGAACUAAAAGAUAAAUCAGAAAAAAAGAUGGAUCAAAUUUAAAGAGAUUAUUAGUAGUAAAUAUAGUAACUUGAAACAAUAAUCCAACCAGUUUAAUAAAGAGCUUUAUCUCCUCCUUUGCAUUAACAUACAUAAUCAUCUAGUACAGGAUUUCAUCGUUCACCUGUAGUUUAAUAAAAUUUAUCAUCAGCUAAACGUAUUAUUUUAUAAGUAUCUCUACCAUAGAUCCAUAUGCAAAACCUCCAUAAUAUAGUAGUCCAUCAAUACGAACACCACAUAAAUCACCAUCAAAUGAUAGAACAGAUAAAACAAUUGAAGAAUUGAGAGCUGAAAUUUAGUAGUAAAAAGAAAAACUUUCAAGAAUGAAACUCAAUUUUACAGAAUCUCAAAAAAAAUCUAAAACUUUGUCUAAGUUUUGA